Leishmania mexicana MHOM/GT/2001/U1103 is the source of this 2160-nucleotide messenger RNA. RefSeq lists its product as hypothetical. The record is from RefSeq and is a predicted model, not a curated record. Gene Ontology annotation, cellular component: peroxisome. Bases 1 to 2160 code for a protein of 719 amino acids. NCBI's taxonomy places the organism in Eukaryota, Euglenozoa, Kinetoplastea, Trypanosomatida, Trypanosomatidae. The transcript has a single exon. Gene Ontology annotation, biological process: lipid homeostasis; fatty acid beta-oxidation using acyl-CoA oxidase. Gene Ontology annotation, molecular function: acyl-CoA oxidase activity; FAD binding; fatty acid binding.
AUGCCGGCGCGGUUGUCGGCCCAUCUCGCUCCUCGCCGCCACUUUGCGCGACCCACGGAACCGCGCCUGUUUGAGGUGAACCCAGCUCGCGAGAGAUACGUGAUCGAGACUGCCUUCGAGGAACCGACCUUUCGCUUUAUCUGCGAGGGAGUCGACGUCGACUUCAAGGAGGACGUGCGCGAGGCGCUGGCAAAGCUGCUUCCACCUCCCCCUUCGAACUUCACCCAGCGGGAGGAAGACACAGGACUGCAGCUGCCUCAGAUACUCCAGACAUUGCGGUCGCUGUGCCGGCAGGAACUUGUCUCGUUUGCGCAGGUCCGCUCCACACCGCGACGGCUGGCGUCCUACUACGAAGUCCUUGCCGCGGUCAACCCGGUGCUGGCGGUACUGGCGGCUGAGCACUACACCUUUGCCGGGCUAGUGGCGACUCACGCGAAGAAGAGUGUUCGGGACGCCGUACUUGCGGGUGUUGACAGUGCCGCGACUAUUGGUUGCAUUGCUGACCAAGAGCUUAUCGCAGAGGGCACCCCGCUGAACACGGAGGCGCGCUACGACGUGCACGAGCGGUGCUUUGUGCUUCGUGGCACGGGCAAGUUUGGCGUGGUUGCUGCGGCCUGCGCGCAGUGGGCCCUGGUGAGCGCCACCCUCACCCUCAACAAGAAGGAGCACAACGGCACACACCUCUUUUUGGUCCAACUUCGAGAAGGUGACUUGCUCAGUGCGUCGGGGCAACUUCGUCGGGGGGUAUCGGUGCGCCCUAUCACGGGCGAGAACACCACCAUGGCUGGCUGUGGGGUGGCCGUGCUGCACUUCGAGGACGUACGAAUCCCGUGCGAUCACUUGCUCGACCCGUACUGUAUCACGAGCGAGUCAAAGGUGGGGUACGUGGCUGGACAGGAGACUCAGGAACCAGCAACAGAGGUGCUGCGCACCCGCCGCCGCAUCGCCACCGGGGCCAUUUACAUUGGCGUGACGAAGAAGUUUCUUACUGACGUGGUGACCUACACGGCCGACAAGUGCGUAGUAGGGCCCGACUAUCGCCGUAACUACCCCUUUCUAGGCCUCCAACACAUCCAGUCACCGCUUGUGAGCAUGUUGGCAAAGUCGUAUGUGCACCUGGUUGCGUGGCAGCGACUCCUGCCAGUAUUCACGGACCCUUCCGGGUCGCCGUCGUACGAGGACCACAUGCGUCUCGCCGGCACGGUUCACUUCCUACAGGAGAACCUGCUCGACUUACAGACGUUUGCCGACAAGACGAUGGGUCUGCAUGGCUCUUUCGCUAGCACAGGGAAAGAUGCUGCUGUAACUCUUGUGCAUCUCCGGCAAGAGGGCCUUGAUACCUCUGCCUUGAUUCGCGAGGUUGCCUUCCAGUCGGUAACUAAGAACAUCGGGACAACGCACUGGGGCUGGUGGCUGACAAGUCUUCUGCAGCCGGCGUUUCCAGCGCUCAAUCGCUUUUUGAAGAACCCACUGUACUCGCCUCGCAUUGCUGAUCUCGGACGCCAUCUGAUCUUCUUCAGCCACAAGCACUACAGUCUCAAGAAGCGUCUGCAACAGUCGCGCGAGCUAGAGCGGCGAAAGGGUGGCAGUGAGCAUGAGUGGUAUGACUGGGUGAUGUUCCGCCACCGCACCGUUGUGCACUGCGGUGAGGCGUUCAUGGAGGUGUAUUACCUUGACGUGAUGAUGAAGGAGACCGAGAAGUGCAGCGACCCGCGUGGACGCAAGAUCCUGCGCGACAUUGCCUGGAUCUACGCCUUGACGCGGCAGAUGGACCGGUUGGACUUUUUGCUGUCGUCGAAGAUGCUGAGCCCAGGCAAGGCAGAGACCCUCGCAAGCCAUAUCGACAACAUCGUGACAGUGCUCGCGCCGCAGUGUGUGCAUCUCGUGGAAGCGAUGCAAGUGCCAGAGUUUGCUCGUGCGCCGUGCCGCUCGGCGACGUACAUGGAGGCGUACUGGACCAUCCCAGGAACGAACACGCACAUUGAGCGCGGGGAUCGGCUGACCCUGCAUGACGCCACGAACGCUUCGUCGUCCAAGGGCCGCCGCGGGGCUGAAAAUGCCAAGGCGGCGCAGGAGGCGAUACGUGAGUCGCCGGAGGAGUUUGACUUGUUCCACGGUCUUGCCGACGAGCCGUCGUACGCGCUCCGCAAGUCGCCGUAG